AUCCCGCACCGCCCUCGUGUUUUGCAGCUUGAGUUUCGCGCAUGCGCAUUGGCAUGUAAAUAACAGCAGCGGCGGUUUGUUUUGUGUCGCGCAGACUCAUCAAAUACACAAAUAGCCGGCUUAUACUCACAGAGAACCUUAUUAUAUCUGCUACGUAUAUGAAAGUACGACUACAAUAAGAAUACAGCGUUACAUUAGCUGAAUAAACCGCGUGUUUUUACAGCUAGUGAAGUGUCAGUUAGCACACAGCUAUGAUAGAGACUAGCCGGAUGAGUUUGAGUUUGACACGUUUAUUACGGCAGAAUUAAUCAAAUACGACCUUCACUUGUUUUCUUACAUGUAAUAUUCUGAUUUAGACUUCAUAGAGCCGUUUUGAGUUGAACAUGUCGUGUUUAUGUGCGUGUUAAGCUGUUAGCAGAGGUGUGAGUGUAGCAUGACACAGCAGGCGGUUGAUCAGAGUGACAGAGCUGAACCAGGAGCUCAGUAAAACACUCAAACAUACAAGACCAUCAUCAUCAUUCACAGAAAUGCUCACAGAAAACAGGAAACGUCAGCGCGCUGAAGGCGAUGAUGAAGAUGCUCAGAUGCCUCAGGCCAAAAGGCUGAGUUCAGCCCUCCAGAGCUCUGAGACGGGCAGGGAAUCAUGGGAGUCUGAGUCUUCCAGCAGUGAGAGCAGCUGGAUCAGCAGUCCAGAUCACGUCGCCGGCAGCAGCAGCGGCAGCAGCCAUUGUGGAGUGGACGUCAUCGGGCCCCACGGCGUCCCCGGCCCCUGCAGUCCCCACAGUGCCUCCAAGCAGGACCUGCUGUCCUACCAGCACAUCAACCGCGUCCUGAGGGAAGCCCAUUUCCAUAGCUUACAGAGCCGAGCUCAGUCCAAGCACAGAUGACUUUCAGGGACCCACAAAACCCCGUAGCGACAGGGUAAAUCUUCAUCUCCAUCCUCAUUCAAACCUGUUCCUACUUUCUAGAUCUCUCUCCUAGAGCUCAUGUUAUGUUGAUAUGUCAUUGGAUGGAAAACAUGCCCUGGUACUGUAAGCUCUCUGACUAACUAGAGCACAAAAGUAUUCAUUGUAAGCAAUAACGGCUUGACUAUGAUGCAAACUUUUGUGACUUUCACACUGUGUAUUUUUCUUCUGAGAAUAAAGGAACAUUUUAGUGGGGAUUUGCACUUGGGAAUUUGUUGAUCAAAUAUUGAUGUGGACCAUAUAGCAAUGCAGCUGUGCACAUUUAGAUGGGAGGCAUAAACAUGCCAAAAUAUUCAGUUGAUUAGUGAACUCCAUUGCAGUGCUGUAACGAAUGCAUAAAGAAGCCAGUCGAUACACUCAAGGACUGAGCUGGUGUGCAGAUCUGGGUAAUUUCCUUACAAUCUUGACACAGUUCUGCAGGAUCUCUUGCCUCCCAACCAUCACUUAAAGCUGGUUGCUCAUCCAGGCGUCAGGCCUUCGAGACCCUGCCGAGGUUUUCUUGUGUGCUGUUCGAACUCAGAUUGCAUUUUAAAGAUUGUUGUUUAUUUUACUAUACCUUUUUGUAAUGAAAGAUGUACAUUACAUUUUACAUUCAGAUCAUCUACAUUUCUAAAUAAAGAUGGAUGUUCUUAAGCAAA
Molecule: messenger RNA, 1603 nt
Organism: Megalobrama amblycephala (Wuchang bream)
Lineage: Eukaryota; Metazoa; Chordata; Actinopteri; Cypriniformes; Xenocyprididae
Product: protein FAM104A
Exons: 3
Coding region: 528-887 (119 amino acids)
Source: RefSeq, a predicted model, not a curated record